Molecule: messenger RNA, 1694 nt
Organism: Bombus huntii
Lineage: Eukaryota; Metazoa; Arthropoda; Insecta; Hymenoptera; Apidae
Product: probable cytosolic Fe-S cluster assembly factor AGAP009023
Exons: 8
Coding region: 16-1566 (516 amino acids)
Biological process (GO): iron-sulfur cluster assembly
Cellular component (GO): cytosolic [4Fe-4S] assembly targeting complex
Molecular function (GO): 4 iron, 4 sulfur cluster binding
Source: RefSeq, a predicted model, not a curated record
ACAAGGAUAUAUAGCAUGGCUCAGCUAAAUAUCUACCUUAUUUAUUGUUGUAUGAAAAAAACUUUUCAACGCAAAGUUAUAGUAUUUCAUAGGCCACAUAUAAACAUGACAUCGCGAUUUAGUGGAGCAUUACAAAUUACAAAUCUAGAUGACUUUAUUACACCUUCGCAGGAAUGUAUCAAACCCAUAGAAAUUCAAAAGUCAAAAAGCAAAACUGGCGCAAAAAUAAAAAUUGAGGAAGACGGGACACCUUUUGCAUUAAAUGAAGCUGGACAAUCAGAAAAAUUACAGAAAGUUGAAAUCACACUUGCUGAUUGUUUAGCUUGUAGUGGUUGUAUUACAUCUGCAGAAAGUGUAUUAGUUACGCAGCAAAGUCAGGAAGAAUUAAUGCGAGUGUUUAAAGAGAAGGUUUCUCGGCGUCAUCAGAGCAAAGAUGAUGCACGUUCAACGUUUAUUGUUGUCAGCCUCUCAGUACAAGCAGUAUUAUCCAUAGCAAAACAUUAUAGUCUUAAUCCAGAACAAGCGUUAAAUAAACUUGCUGGAUACUUUUAUCAGCUAGGAGCAGACAUAGUUUUAGAUAUGACUGUGGCUGAUGACUUUGCCCUUUUAGAGUCUGCUAAAGAAUUUAUAGAACGUUACAAAGCAGCUAAAGAGGGUGCAAAAAAUCAAUUACCCAUGUUGUCUUCUUCUUGUCCUGGUUGGGUUUGUUACGCUGAAAAGACACACGGCAAUUUUAUACUUCCAUAUAUAAGUGUUACAAAAUCCCCUCAACAAAUUAUGGGAUCAUUAGUCAAAUAUCAUUUAGCUGAAACUAUGGACCUUUUACCAGAACAAGUUUAUCACGUUACUGUUAUGCCUUGUUAUGAUAAGAAAUUGGAAGCAUCUAGAGAAGAUUUUUAUAACUAUGAAAGGAAAUUUAGAGACGUAGAUUGUGUCAUAACUCCAAUUGAAAUAGAACAAAUGCUUAGCGAGUAUAAUGUGUCAAUAAAUGAAAUACGCGAAAGGGAAGUUGAAAAACUGUUUGAAUCGCAAAUGGAAUAUUUUAAAACCAAUUUACUUGGUCAUAGCGGUUCAGGAUCAGGAGGUUAUGCAGAAUUUAUUCUUCAUUAUGCUGCAAAACAUCUGUUCGAUGAAACAGAUAUAACAGUUGAAUUUAAAAAUCUGAGAAAUCCUGAUUUCCAAGAAGCAGUCUUCCAGAAGGAUGGCUGCACACUAUUAACAUUUGCAAUUGCUAAUGGAUUUCGAAAUAUACAAAAUCUUGUACAAAAAUUGAAACGCGGAAAGUGUUCAUAUGAUUAUGUCGAAGUUAUGGCGUGUCCCUGCGGAUGUCUUAAUGGGGGAGCGCAGAUUAGACCCUCAAGCAAUAUUCAACCACGCGAACUGGCGUUACAGUUAGAAUCUAUAUAUAGAGAACUUCCUCGGAGUAAUCCUGAACAAAAUACAGUAGUGCAGAAUUUAUAUAGAGAUUGGUUAGGAGGAGAGUGUACAGAUAAAGCUUUGUCGUAUUUCCACACACAGUAUCAUGAAAUAAAGAAAUCAGACACAGCUCUUGCCAUAAAAUGGUAAUUAUGCAAAACCUUUGUCGUUAACUUAGGUAUUUUCUGUAUAAUGUAUAUCACUCAAUGUAUUAUUUAAUACAUAUUAUAUUUAUAUUGUUAAUUAUGGUUAAUUAAACAUUCAUUAUAUUACCGUUA